Molecule: messenger RNA, 456 nt
Organism: Eruca vesicaria subsp. sativa (arugula)
Lineage: Eukaryota; Viridiplantae; Streptophyta; Magnoliopsida; Brassicales; Brassicaceae
Source: the annotation of a GenBank genome assembly
AUGGCAGAGUUUGAGAGUGCAAUAAGGUUGAGUCACGGACACUGUAGAGACGACACUACUACGUUGACUAGGCAUAAACAUUUUUUCUCCGCUAUAAAAAACCAGGUUAAUCGAGUACAAUCUGCAUUAUGUGAAAACGGGGAGCAACCUCUGUGUUGGGUGGAUCUUAACAAAGAAGAGUGUGAUGAUCUUGCCAUGUUUCUGUCUGUAUCCUCUCAGACUUCUGAGAGUUUCAGCAGUGAAAGCAUCAACUUGAGUAGAUGUCACGAAAAGGGGAAGAAGAGAUUUGUGUCAGACAUAGAAGCUACUCCUAAAGAAAAAGGGUAUAAGCCUCUGUUUUGGAUUCAGAGAUGUCGUGAUUAUACCCUGUACUCCUUCGAGUUUAUUAAUCUUGAGAACCUAAACUCUGGUUUCAGAAAGUCUCAAGAACAAAUAUUCAGAAAAUCUAAAUUAUAG